GAGCUCUGCCCGGAGGAGGUGGAGAAGUUUUGCCCCCCGGAUCUCCGGUUUCCGGCAACUCGGUGGGACCAGAACUUGCGCCUAGAAUCUGAGGCCCCGGGCUUACCCAGACAGGUUGGACUCCGAGCGCCCCCGAGACCUCUGUAAAUUAUCUUCCUAAUAAUUGGGAGACGACCCACUGACAGAAUGGCAACGGUAGAUGACUUGCAGUUUGAAGAAUUUGGUGAUACAACCACUUCUCUAGCAGCAAACCCAGAUGCCACCACAAUCAGCAUUGAGGAUCCUGCUGAAACCCCAAAGCAUAGGCCAGGACCCCCAAGAGGCUUGGGGAGAGAAGAAGAUGAUGAGUUACUAGGAAACGAUGACUCUGACAAAACUGAGUUACUUGCUGGACAGAAGAAAAGCUCCCCCUUCUGGACAUUUGAAUACUAUCAGACGUUCUUUGAUGUAGACACUUACCAGGUCUUUGACAGAAUAAAGGGGUCUCUUCUGCCAAUACCAGGAAAAAACUUUGUAAGGUUGUAUAUCCGCAGCAAUCCAGAUCUCUAUGGCCCCUUUUGGAUCUGUGCCACAUUGGUCUUUGCCAUAGCAAUCAGUGGGAAUCUUUCCAACUUCUUAAUCCAUCUGGGAGAGAAGACAUACCACUAUGUGCCUGAAUUCCGAAAAGUGUCCAUCGCAGCCACAAUCAUCUAUGCCUACGCCUGGCUGGUCCCUCUCGCACUCUGGGGUUUCCUUGUAUGGAGAAACAGUAAAGUUAUGAACAUCGUUUCCUAUUCAUUUUUGGAGAUUGUAUGCGUCUAUGGAUAUUCGCUCUUCAUUUAUAUCCCCACAGCCAUACUGUGGAUCAUCCCCCAGAAAGCAGUCCGCUGGGUUCUAGUUAUGAUUGCCCUCGGCGUCUCGGGCUCUGUCUUGGCAAUGACCUUUUGGCCAGCUGUCCGUGAGGACAGCCGACGCAUCGCAUUGGCCACAAUUGUGACGAUCGUGUUGCUUCACAUGCUGCUGUCUGUGGGCUGCUUGGCCUACUUUUUUGAUGCACCAGAGAUGGACCAUCUCCUAACAAGCACAGCUGCCCCAAACCAAACAGUUGUAGCAGCCAAGUCCAGCUAAAGAGGAAAGCAAGAAAGUAUCUUUCAUCUUUUCGCUGUGAGCACCAGAGUUCCCUGUGUAUUUGUGUAUUGUGUCAUGUGUCUUCGAGACAGCUGCAAAGACGCAUUUGGAGUUAAAAGGCUGAUAAUGCAGGUAAUCUCCUUGGAUUGCAAGGAGAUCAAACCAGUCAAUCCUAAAGGAAAUCAAUCCUGAAUAUUCAUUGGAAGGACGGAUACUGAAGCUGAGGCUCCUAUACUUUGGCCACCUGAUGUGAAGAGCCAACUCACUGGAAAAGACCCUGAUGCUGGGAAAGAUUGAAGGCAGGAGAAAAAGGGGGUGACCGAGGAUGAGGAUGGUUGGAUGGCAUCACUGACUCAAUGGGCUUGAGUUUGGGCAAACUCUGGGAGAUGGUGAAGGACAGGGAAGCCUGACGUGCGGCCGUCCCUGGAGUAGCUAAGAGUUGGACUUAGCAACUAAACAACAACACAGAGAUAAAGGAAGCUGUGCACAAAUUCAGGCUACCAUUUAGCUGAUUAAGGUCACCUUGGCAAACCUCCUAUCAAAUGCUGAAUGUCACCCCCAUUACCUUAUUCAACAAAUAUACAUAUAUUAUGUACCUACUGUGUGCUGAUCACCUUUCUAGGUACUGGGGCAGUGAACAAAACAGACAAGGUCCCUGAUCCUGUGGAUCUGACAGUCCAGUGGUCCCUGCUCAGGGGUCACCAGCCUCAGCCUCACCAAGGCAGCUAUUCCUUCUGAACCGCUCAUGCUGUGAGAAGGGCCUCUUCGGUUUUCACUGGUUGGUCCCAGCGCUAACCCUGGGCUCUCAAAUCAAGUCUAAGCUUCUUUCCCUUUGAUAACUUCAGGUGUUUGAAACCUGCUGUUCUGUGCCCCCUGAGUUUUCUCCAGCUAAAUAUUUCUUUUGUCUUCACUUACUCUUCAAAGAACUUGGCCUUCAUACUCUCCAGUCACCCUCUGAACUGGUGCCCUGGCUCACUCUUUCUUGAAUACUUAACUUCUGCUGCCCAAGGCAGUGCUUCUUACACAUGUGGAUCCUGUGAAUUCCCCUGUACAAGCCAUCUGUCACCUCUCCUUCCUCUCUCUUACCAAAAGUGACAGGAUUUUUCUCUUAUUGAAGACUAGAAGCAUAUUGUAAAAUAAUAUUUAUAUAUAUUAUAUAUGUCGGUUUCUGUCCCAGUUCCUAACAAAGGCCCCUAAAGUCCCUGUGAAUAGGGGUGCUAGGAGAAUCUUCUGUCCUGUUUGGUCUUUGACACCAGUUCCUGACACAGAGCCCCUGAGACCCUUGUUUCUUGAGCUAUAGAAGUAUUUGACAGAACUCCUAAAUCUCUUGGAAUUUCCUGGGUAGUAGAGCAUUUUUGGUUCUAAUUAGGGGACUUGGGGGCCCCCUGGAUGGGGCUGGUCAUGAGAAAGCAAGCCAUAAUCAGAAGCCUGGAGCUUUCAUCCCUAAGCCCCAUUCUCCAUAGAGAGGAGAAGGACAAGAAACAGAGUUACUAAUCAAUCAUGUCUAUGUGAUGAAGCCUCCAUAAAAAUACCCAAAGAACUGUGUGUGGAGAGUUUCUGGUUUGGUGAAUACAUCCAUGUGCUGCGAGGGUGAUAUGCCCCCAAAUCCAGGUGGACACAAGCUCCUGCACCUGGGACCCUUCUAGACCUCACCCUAUGUGUCUCUUUAUCUGGCUGUUCAUUUGCAUCCUUUAAAAUGUCCUUUGUAAUUAGCCAACAAUAGUAAGUUAACUGUUUUCCUGGGUUCUAUGAGCAAAUUAUCAAACCCAAGAAGGGGAUGAGAUCGUGGGAACCUCCAAUUUGUAAGCUGAGUCAGGCAGAAGUCAUGGGUGUAGAGGCCUAUCCCAAGGCCACAGGUGCGAGGCUUUGCAUCAAGGACUGAGAAGGGGAGCCCAGAACCAAGGUCACCUCUGAAAUUGACUGAGCUCCUUCAUAACUGUUGCCAAAAGUCCCCUGAUCAUCACCAGCAAGUUUCCUGACCUAAUGUGUGUGCAUAGUCACUCUGUCAUGUCCAACUCUGCAACCCCGUGGACUGUAGCCCACCAGCCUUCUCUGUCCUUGGAAUUUUCCAGGCAAGAAUACUGGAGUGGGUUGCCAUUUCCUGCUCCAGGGAAUCUUCCUGCUCCAGGGAAUCUUCCUGACCCAGGGAUCAGGAAGUGUCUCCUGCAUUUGCAAGUGGAUUCUUUACCAUUGUGCCACCUGGGAAGCUCCAUAUUAUGCAAAAAUGCCCAGCCUAGUACUCACUCUAUAGCACCCUAACCAAUCAUCUAAUGCCAACCUUCCAGCAGGAAUUUUCUUUGUCUUGAGGCUAUAAAAAUUGGCUACUAACCCACAAAAAGCGUUGGCUCUCCCUUGAGCCAGCCUGGUGUUCUAACAGUGUCUGGUCUCAGGAGGUUGGCCCUCUGUGCUUUCAGUGCCCACAUCAUCUCUGCUGUUUGUUCUUAAUAAACUCACUCUCUUCUGAAAUGCUCUGUGUCUGGAAAUUCUUCUCCAAUCUGCCCUCAGACUGCCAUGACAGUGGGUAACCUGGGGACCCACUGCUUGCAAUUAGCAUUAAGACCCUUAACCUGUAGGUCUGUAUUAACUCCAGGUAGUUAAUAUCAAAAUUGUUUAAUGUAGAAAACCCACAGAUCUGGUCACAGAAGUAUGGUAAGUGUUCAAGUAAAGAAAAACUGAGUUUUUUUCCAGGCACAUAUUAAUAUCCAAUUUUGACGGGCAAAUUAGUUACUACUAAGUAUUUUUAAGUAUGAUAUGACUUGAAUACAUUUUUCCAGAAAUAUGUUUAGAGAUUUCAUUAUACAGUGGUAAGAAUUUAAUUUUUAAGUAAAGAUUUUAGACAUAAUCAGCCUCAUAAAUUAGCACCAUCAUCUCAUGAAAGAGAGGACAUUAUAAUAUCAAAGGAUCUGGAAGGGCAUAAUGUCAGUACUAAA
Messenger RNA from Dama dama (fallow deer), 4037 nucleotides. RefSeq names its product Yip1 domain family member 1 (gene YIPF1). The transcript is spliced from 10 exons. The record is from RefSeq and is a predicted model, not a curated record. Gene Ontology annotation, molecular function: small GTPase binding. Lineage: Eukaryota; Metazoa; Chordata; Mammalia; Artiodactyla; Cervidae. Bases 187 to 1107 code for a protein of 306 amino acids. Gene Ontology annotation, cellular component: Golgi apparatus; membrane. Gene Ontology annotation, biological process: vesicle-mediated transport.